UCCAUGUGUAACAAUGCCUAUAUAUGGACUUUCUCAUGUCUUACAACCUUAACUUUUUGUUACUAGCUAUAUGAGGUUAAAUUAAUUUAAUUAGUCCAUACAUAUCCAGCUUCAGUCAUUAUAUUCUUGAUCAACAUAUAUGGGUUGGCGUGGGUGGUACAGAAAGAUCACUGGCCUUAAGACACGAAAGAAUGGUCCGUCUAAAUGGUUGCAGUCAGUAAGAACCGAAGCAAAUGGUGGUUCAAGCAAGAACAAUGAACUGACUGAAGAAAUUGCUGCCACUAGAAUUCAAAGAGCCUUCAGGGCAUACAAGCAGGGUAGAAAAGCUAUUCGGCGUCUAAGAGGGACAGUGAAAUUCCAGGGCGCCAUUGAAGCAGCUUAUAGUGUAAACGACCAAGUUGCUGCAACUCUGAAGCAUAUACAUUCAUGGAGCAGAAUCCAGUCGGAGAUCAAAGCCCGUCGCCUCUGCAUGGUCACUCAAGGCCGGCUCAAGCAGAAGAAGAUUCAGAAUCAGAUCAAGCUUGACGCUAAGCUUCAUGAGCUUCAGGUGGAAUGGAGCAGUGGGUCAGAAACCAUGGAGGAAAUCCUUCAAAAGAUUCAGCAGAGGGAAGAAGCAGCUGUUAAAAGGGAAAGGGCAAUGGCUUAUGCAUUUUCUCACCAGUGGAGGGCAAAUUCAGGUCACUAUUUUGGGCAAGCAUACUACAAUCUGGGGAAAGAGAGCUGGGGAUGGAGCUGGAAGGAGAGAUGGAUAGCGGUUCGCCCAUGGGAAAUCAGGGUUCAAGCAGACCCAAAAAAGGCAGGCAAAACAGCAAGCUUGGGACCUGUUAAACUUGUUGUUUCAGUCAACAAUCCUCCAUUGUCAAAUGGUAAGAUCUCGACUCCAGCAAGAAAACCAUCUGACCAUAACCCUGAAACUCAAACUCCCCAAGAGCCUGUUUAGACUCGAAAAAUCUUCCAUAGUUUUUCUAUUUAUUUGUUAUGGUUGUGAUGAUGGAAUUGAAUUGGUUUGUUGUGUCUAUACCAAGAAAGAAACAAAAAGAGAAGAGAAAAAAAAAAGUGUUUUCGUGAUAAUGAUGAAAGGGAUGAUGGGAACUUCUACAAUAUGUUUUUUGGAUUCUUGUAAGCCAUUUAUUUAUUUCUGGUUUAUGGUGUAACCACAACUAUGGUCUGUA
Molecule: messenger RNA, 1172 nt
Organism: Ipomoea nil (Japanese morning glory)
Lineage: Eukaryota; Viridiplantae; Streptophyta; Magnoliopsida; Solanales; Convolvulaceae
Product: protein IQ-DOMAIN 1-like
Exons: 5
Coding region: 140-940 (266 amino acids)
Molecular function (GO): protein binding
Source: RefSeq, a predicted model, not a curated record